GGAGAACGCAGCAGCGAUUUCGCGUUAGUUGUUUCUUGAAACUCCGUCAGAUCGAACAGCGUAAAGUUUACCAUUCUAAAAAAAUGGCUUCGAAAAGCCACUCGUUCGAUUCUAAUUGUAUGACCCUAACGAGGUUCGUGCUCGCGGAACAACGAAAAUUUCCAACAGCCACCGGAGAUCUUAGCCAACUUUUGAACAGCAUACAGACCGCUGUAAAGGCGGUCAGUUCAGCUGUUAGAAAAGCCGGCAUUGCUAAUAUGUACGGAAUAGCAGGAAAUACAAAUGUUCAAGGCGAAGAGGUGAAGAAAUUGGAUGUUUUAAGCAAUGAAUUGUUCGUGAAUAUGUUGACGUCUUCGUUCACGACGUAUCUCCUCGUGAGCGAAGAGAAUACGAAUGUGAUCGAAGUGGAAACCGAGAAACGUGGAAAGUACAUAGUCUGCUUUGAUCCUUUGGACGGAUCCUCCAACAUCGAUUGUUUGGUAUCGAUCGGUUCGAUUUUUGGUAUCUACAAGAAGCCAGAUAAUGUGAAAGAUUCCAUGGAAUCGGUGGUCUUACAACCUGGUAAAAACUUGGUCGCAGCCGGAUACGCGCUUUAUGGUUCUGCAACAAUGAUAGUACUGUCGAUCGGUCAAACCGUAAAUGGUUUCACCUAUGAUCCCGCCAUUGGAGAAUUUAUUUUAACCGAUCAAAACAUGCGUAUUCCAAACAAAGGAGAAAUAUACAGUAUUAACGAAGGCAACGAAAAUGCUUGGAAUCCAGCAAUCAAAGAAUAUAUACAUUCAAAGAAGUAUCCUAAAAGUGGAAAAGCGUAUAGCGCGAGAUACGUGGGUUCCAUGGUAGCCGAUGUGCACAGGACGAUCAAAUAUGGCGGAAUAUUCCUGUACCCAGCAACCAAAAGUCAUCCAACCGGCAAGCUUCGACUUCUGUACGAGUGUAUACCGAUGGCUUACAUACUAGAAAAAGCCGGUGGUUUGGCAUCGAACGGAGAGAUUGAUAUUUUAAAUGUCGUACCCGAGAAGAUUCACCAGAGAUCACCGAUAUUUUUGGGUUCGAAAGAAGACGUCGAGGAAGUUUUGCAAUAUGUUAAGAAGUACAAAUCGUAGAGAGAAAGUUGAAAGAGUGAGUGAGACAGUUAUGAAUAUCUUACAAUUAAAAUUUUUAUAGUUUUAUGAAUGGGAAUUGAAAAUUUCAUAUUUUUCGUUUGAUGUAAAUAGUAGUAUUAUUGAAAGUUCGGUUUUUAUUCACUUUAAUUGGAUUAAGUAUUGAAAAUCUGUGACGAACGGGUGGAGAACGCGUUAGUAUCUAUAUCCCUCGUUACUACCGGAUCCUCCGGAAACGGGAGCCGCCCUUGAAGGGCCCGGGGCCGGGUACGUUGCCGUUCCUUCGUAUCGUACCAUUGGACGAUAUCCACCAUCGUCGGCAAUAUAAUCGACGAUCUGCGUUCUACCGUCUGGCAAUAACACGUGAUAGGUUCCGGUCGCCUCGUUAUCCUUUCGUGAUUCGUGAUGGCCAAAGUUUAGUCCGGCUAUUGCGUCUUCGACUUCGUACGAGAAUUCAUAGUUCGCCGGGUCCUAUUUAGAAAAAACGACACCUAUAUAGAUUAGAUUACGAUACAUAAAGUACAGAUUCGUUUUUAUUCAAUUGACAAGUAAGUACCGAUUUGACACAGGUCAUAAAGAUAAACGUACACACCAAUUAUUUACUGUUUUCAUCACUUCGUGGAGAAGUUUGCCUUAUUAUCUUAUCUGCAUUAUUUAUUUAUGGGAAAAUUACUUACACCAGCCCAUUCGUCCGGAUGACCGGUGCCUCCGGAUGCUGGACGCGCUCCAGUUCCGGUUGGUGGAAGGUAGGCAGGUCCUUGAGGUUUGCUCAAAAUUCCUACCAACAUCGUCGUUAAUACGAGUGCCUAUAUAAUAAAAAGAAAUAUUUGAAAUAUUUGAAAUAUUUGGAAACAGUAGAAAAUGAGAGAAUUUUACAAACUAAAUGGAAUAGGGUACAAACCUUUCGAAUCAUUAGCAGCUUGGCAGAAUGUUCACUUGACCGAACUAAAAUAGCAUAACGUUACGAAGCCAAUGGUUUUUAUACCCUCUUCCAGGCAAUGGAAUGAAGAUGGAACGACAGUUAUUCGGGGGAACUUUAAUACGGAUCCAUACCUAUAAUUAUAGUUAAUAAUAAAACCGCAUUGUCUUUUACCGACUGUACAGCAACGAUCAAUUUAUUCGGUGACAUUUCCUGAGUUACCGAAAUCGUUUACGAAAUUAAUUAAGAUUACUCGUGACGGAAUAUUAAAUGUGUUUAUUGUCAUAAAAAAAAAAAAA
This is a messenger RNA of Osmia lignaria (orchard mason bee), 2318 nucleotides long. It is a transcript of the gene fbp, whose product is annotated as fructose-1,6-bisphosphatase. Gene Ontology annotation, cellular component: cytosol; cytoplasm. Lineage: Eukaryota; Metazoa; Arthropoda; Insecta; Hymenoptera; Megachilidae. The record is from RefSeq and is a predicted model, not a curated record. Gene Ontology annotation, biological process: fructose 6-phosphate metabolic process; gluconeogenesis; sucrose biosynthetic process. Gene Ontology annotation, molecular function: fructose 1,6-bisphosphate 1-phosphatase activity.